Molecule: messenger RNA, 1793 nt
Organism: Ruditapes philippinarum (Manila clam)
Lineage: Eukaryota; Metazoa; Mollusca; Bivalvia; Venerida; Veneridae
Exons: 3
Coding region: 785-1681 (298 amino acids)
Source: RefSeq, a predicted model, not a curated record
AUAGGAGUGAUAAAUAGAUAUAUCUAUAAAUAGGUUUUUGGAAUAUUUAGGUCAUCAACUGAUCAUUCUAGGAUACAUGUACAACAAUAACAUACCAUGAUAACCGACUGUGUACUACAAAAUGAUAAAUAAAAAACCCCGAAGAGCGCGAUUUAUUGACGAAAAAGGUUAUUUAUUUCAUUUGAAAAUGUUUGCAUUGCGAAAAUUCAUUGUAACAUAUCGCGACAUUUCAUUCUUAAUUAAUAAUCAAGCACCCUCAUACCGAUCGGAAUUUUCGGCUUUUAUUAUGACCGACUAAAAGGCUCGAGAAGUUGCUGUCGCCCUUUCACAAAAUCUGAUUUCAUUCCAUAAGAGCGCCGCGCUUCGGCGCGGACGCCAAUAAUGAUUCAAUGACCCUUCCGUAGUAUAUAUCUCCAAGAUUACUAUAUAAGGGAAGUAAUCGGUGUAAGCUUCUUGCCGCUGUAAUGUCACAGUAUACUACCCUGAAUAUCUUAUGAUACGAUGGAUGUAUUAACUUGGGGAUUCGGUAAUUGUGGUCAGCUCGGGAACGGACAGACAGACACACAGCACAUACCUGUACGUACAAAAUUACCUGUGAAUACUGAAGCAUGCUAUAUUCACUGCGGUGGAUACUAUACUGCGGUAAUUAACAAAAACGGACGCCUGUUUACCUUUGGUUGUGUGUGGGAAGUAUGGACGACUGGGUACAGGAAAAGAAGAAGAUAGGACAGAACCUGUAGAAAUAUUAGUGAAAGACAAGGCCGAGAAGAGUGUCAUCUUCCGGAUGGUUUCAUGUGGUAUCUGGCACGGUGCAGCAGUGUCGGCAGGCAACAAUGUAUUUGUCUGGGGAUACAAUAAAUCACAUGGUGUUCUUGGAGAUCAAUCUUUCCCACCAUUAGCCCCACCUCUGAUGCUAAACGGACCGUUCAGUACCAAGGUAUCGGGAGUAUCUUGUGGCAACAAUUUCACUCUCUUAUGGACUGAUGAUGGUGAAGCGUAUAGUUGGGGUUGCGGCCGGCAUUGUGUUUUGGGACACGAAGACAACAACGAUAAAAGUACACCGAGCGUAAUUCCUUAUUUUAAAAAUGGAAAUGUGAAGAUCAAACAUAUGAGUGCAGGAUUUGCUCACAGUGGAGCAGUUGAUAAUGAUGGACAACUUUACAUGUUUGGCAAAGGCGAGGAUGGCGCCUUAGGUAUAGGGCCUAACCCAAGUAAACAGGUGAACACGCCCACUUUAGUUGACGUCAUGCAAGACGCUCAUAUAGAGGAGGUGAGUUGUAACGUCGGUGAAAAACAUGGACACACCUUAUGUGUGUCGAAGCAAGGUCAAGUUUUCGCGUUUGGAGACGGCUAUAAGGGUAAAUUGGGACUUGGUGACCAGAAUUCUCGAUGGGUUCCUACACAAAUACCACAAGAAAAUUUCAAUGGUGAACAUAUACAACACGUGUCUGCAGGAGGUAUCCACAGUGCAGCAGUGAGCGCAGAAGGUCACGUGUUCACAUGGGGAUGUGGCAGCGAUGGUCGUUUAGGUCACCCAGAGGGUAAAGGACAUCGGUACUUAUUUAGAAGUGAUAUACCUAAGGUGGUUGAGGGAUUGAGUAGGAUUGGCAAAGCUGUGAACGUAAGCUGCUCUUACUACCACACGGCUGCGUUAGUGGAAAAACAAAAGAAAGCGACUUAAAAUAGUAAAUACUCGGUUUUUAAUUCUGUGCGGAGAUAUUGUAUGUUUCUGAUACUAGUGCUUUACAUACUUGUACCAUCUAAAUAUGUAAUUAGAAGGAAAGAUUGACUGA